Messenger RNA from Miscanthus lutarioriparius, 2427 nucleotides. The record is from the annotation of a GenBank genome assembly. NCBI's taxonomy places the organism in Eukaryota, Viridiplantae, Streptophyta, Magnoliopsida, Poales, Poaceae.
AUGGCCGAUCCCGGUGGUGAUGCUCCGCCUCCCGCAUCGACGGAGUACCUGCUGAAGAAGUACCUGCUGCUGCUGGCCACCCUGGUGGCGACGGUGACCUACGUGGCGGGGCUGAACCUGCCGGGGGGGUCCUGGCUGGUGGACGACGCGUCGGCAGGGGAGGUGGCCGGCGACUCCAUCCUCCGGGAGACCAACUACUGGCGGUACAUCCUCUUCUACUACUUCAACGCCAUCUCCUUCUCCGCGUCGCUUCUGCUCGGCCUCCUCGUCCUCUUGCUACAGAAAGAAGGGAGCAGGGGGUACCUGCUCCGCAUGUGGACGGUGAUGCUCGUCGACGGGCUCAGCCUCAUGGGCGCCUACGCCGCCGGGAUCAGCCACGACAGGUUCACCACCAUCUGCGCCUCCGUGCUGGUGUCCGGCGCCGCCGCCUACGGGGCCAUCGCCUUUGCGACGUACGUCGUACGCAGGAACAAAACCACCACCGAGAAGCUGGAGAAGAAGCACGAGAUCCUGCUGGUGCUCGCCAUCUUCGGCGCCACCAUCGCGUACGUGGCCGGGAUGAACCCGCCCGGUGGCUUCUGGCGGAACACCGUGGAGGGCCACCACGCCGCCGGAGACCCGGUGCUGCAGCACCUCCAUCCCCACCGCUACAAGGCUUUCUUCUUCUGCAACACCACCGCCUUCGUCGCGUCCCUGCUCGCCAUUAUGAUCGUCGUCGACCACGAGAAGCUCGACACCACCUUGAGAAAUAGUAGGCUGGUGACGCUGUAUGGCUUCAUCAUCCUAGCGCUCUUGGGCCUCGGGGGCUCCUACGCCGCCGGGAGCUGUAGGGACGGCACCCACACCGCCCUUGUUGUUGCCCUAGGUAUCCCAGUUGUUGUCUUGAUGUGCCUCCAGCAUGCUCUCCAACAUCGCAUGCAAGCACUCGUCAAAUACUCCAGUAAGCUCGGGCCCUUCAGUUGGAUCGCCGACAAAACCCAAGACCUGGAUAAGACCCGUGAAUAUAUUCAGUUGCUUGCCACUCUUGUUGCGACCGUGGCUUACACAGCAGGACUAGAUCCACCUGGCGGCGUCUGGGCAGCCAACGGAGAGGGUCACAAUGUGGGAGACCCAAUCCUCCUGACAACACACCCCGGGCGGUACAAGGUCUUCUUCUACUUCAACUCGGCGGCCUUCGUGGCAUCGCUGGUCAUCAUCGUCAUGCUGCAGAGCGCGAAGCUCGUGAGAGGCCACGCGCUGGAGGCGGCCUUGAUCCUGGACUUCUUUGGCCUCAUCGGCGCGUACGCCGCCGGAAGCAGCAGGGACACCAGCACCUCCAUCUACACGCUCGCCAUCGCCGGCGGCGUGCUCAUCUACGUCGUCAUCCACAUCGCCUUCUGCACGCUGGAACCCAGCAGCAAGCCUACUGCCGCCCGGAGCAGCGAUGAAGAUCACAAGCGAUAUGAAGCUAAGAAGAAUGCUAAUCUGAAGAAGAAGCGCGAGAUGCUGCUGCUGCUUGCAAUCUUGGCUGCCACACUCGCCUACCAGGCCGGCCUGACCCCGCCGGGUGGCCUGUGGGAGGAAGACGACGACAGGCUCCGCCACCGUGCGGGCUUCCCGGUCCUCCAAGACAAGUACCCUCGGCGUUACAUGGCCUUCUUCUACUGCAACGCGGCGAGCUUCAUGGCGUCCAUGGCCCUCAUCAUCCUCCUCCUGAACGAGAACCUGUACAAGCCGGGCAUACGGUGCUACGCGCUGUAUGUCUGCAUGGUGGUCGGCAUGUUUGCUCUCAUGGGUGCCUACGCCGCUGGAAGCUCCCUGCAUCUUCGAACCUCCAUCAUUUUCUUGGCAUCCGUUGCUGCAGGUAUUGCCAUUGUAAUCGGCGUGGCAAUCAACCGUUAUCGACAUCAAGGACAAGAACAAGAGUCCCCAUUCUCAAAAAAUGACGACGAGGAAAACAAGACUAAAGAGGAUGAAGAAGACAUGGCUUACUACCUGAUGCUGGUAGGGAUCUUGGCUGCCAGUGUGACCUACCUGACGGGCCUGAAACCACCUGGUGGCAUGUGGAGGGACGACGGCGACGGACACUCGGCUGGCAACCCGGUCCUCUACGACACCAACAAGCGGCGGUACAAUGUCUUCUUCUACAGCAACUCUACUUCCUUCAUGGCGUCCAUCAUGGUCAUCGCCUUGCUGCUGUCACGGAUGAUGCUGCCGCAAAUAUCAUCUCUCCGGCGGGUGCACGCAGCCGUUGUGAUGGACGUGCUCGCCCUCCUGGUAGCCUACGCAGCAGGCAGCUCUCGGGAGUCUCGCAGAUCCUGGAAGGUCAUCAUGCUCUUCCCCAUUGUCGUCUUUGUUGUCUUCCUCUUCUACAUCUCCAUGAAAAGACAACGUAGUCCGCCACCGCCCCCUCCAAUAACGGCCCCUCAAAUAACUCAGUCCGUUUAA